CUUUGACGUUGAGUCAGUAAGCAGCCUACGCGUUAGCUGGACCUCUUCUCACCAUUAGGCAAGAUAAUACACGCAAUACAACGCAGCCACAUUGAAAGCUGAAACCUAUCACCCAUGCAAAAGCUGCUCAAGAGUACCCUCACCUGGAGAAAAACUAAACAAGUUACACUACAAGCGGCCUGGAAUACUUUCGCUGGGUGUAUUCCUCCUCGCUGCAGAACUGUAGAACCAUCCGAGCCGUGACAAUAAAUAUGGAAUAUACAGCCAUAACGUGGUGACAGAACAGCACUAACACCAUCGCUAUGGAGACGUCACCUUCUGCAGACAUGCUGUGGACACCCAGCAACACGUCCACUACAGAAGUAUUGACCACUCCGGCCUCCACCAGCAGCCUGCACUUCUUCCUGGAAUACCAGGACAAUGCAGUCCUGGUGGAGCAUUACAACUACACAGGCAAGCUGCAGAGAGACCGCUAUCGCCAGGGACUCAAACCAGAGGGCAUCGCCUUCCUGGUGGUGUGUCUCCUCAUCGUCCUGGAGAACGCCGUGGUUCUCCUCUCUAUCUGGAGGAACAAGAAGUUCCACCUCCCAAUGUACUACCUCCUGGGGAACCUGACGCUGUCUGACCUCCUGGCCGGCAUCACCUACAUGGCCAACAUCCUCAUGUCUGGACACAACACGCUGAAGCUGACGCCAUUGAUGUGGUUCCUCAGAGAGGGAGGCGUUUUCCUAACGCUGGCGGCCUCUGUGGUCAGCCUGCUAGCCAUCGCCAUCGAACGCCAUGUGACCAUGGUGACCAUGCGGCCCUACCACGGGGCCAAGAAGGGACGGAUGUGGGCCCUGAUCGCCGCCAGUUGGGCCCUAGCGGUGUUCCUCGGAGUGCUGCCCAUCCUUGGAUGGAACUGCAUGCAGAAGCUGGACCAGUGCUCCACCGUCCUUCCCCUGUACGCCAGGAGUUACAUCCUGUUCUGCGUGUCAGUGUUCAUGGCCGUACUGCUAGCCAUCGUAGUGCUCUACGUGCGGGUUUUCCGCAUCGUAAGGGUUAACACCAAGCGGCAGGGCCACGGCCUUUCGGGUAGCCUGCGGAAAGGCCUGGCCAGGAAGUCCCAGAAGUAUAUAGCCCUUCUGAAGACAGUCACCAUUGUCCUGGGCGUGUUCAUUGCCUGCUGGCUUCCACUCUUUCUACUCCUUCUCCUGGACUUCUUCUGCCCAACCCGCAGCUGUAAACUGCUAUUCAAGGCUGAUUACUUCCUGGGUGUAGCGAUGGUCAACUCCCUGCUCAACCCUAUCAUCUAUACGCUCACGAGCAAGGACAUGAGGAGGGCCAUUCUUAGACUGCUGUGCCGGCCCUGUCUGAUGACCAGGGACGGCCGGGUGAAGAAGAUGGGAAUGCCCUUCCUGGAGUGCAGCUUCAGUAAGACUGAGGUAGCAACACAGAAGCUAGAGGGGGCAGCGGAGACCACAGUCUCCUCCGGCAACAAUGUCACAACCCCCUCCCCCGUCAAAGCACUCUACCCCAGAAUAUUGAAGUCCUGAGGAGUCUAUCAGACACUUUGCAGAAUACUCUUGAGUGUGUGUGUGUGUGUGUGUGUGCGUGCAAUGGUGCACAUGUGUGCACACAUGUGUGUGUAGGCCUCAAGAAUGUCUCCAAAUUGGAGCGUAGACUCCAAUAACAUAGAAGGUGGGUGCAGUGGAAAGAGAGAACAGCUAGAACGUUUUUAGCUGCGUUUUUACCGAAAUGCCUCCCCCAAAGAUGUCACGGAGCAAUGCAUUUACAGUGCCAAAACCACACAGAGAUAUGUACGGUAGUCCGAAUGGAGGACAGGCUGUACGAGUGAAAUUGCACUGAUGAAAUUUUGGACUGAACUAUUAUUGUGGCACCACUACAGUUGGUGUCAACACUCCAAAUUCAGUGAAUUUGUUCAAGUGAAUGUGUAUGCAUGACCCAUUUUGGUUAUGCAUGCAAAAGCAAUGUGCUGAAGAAAAAACAUGGACACUUUGAUGGCAUGAUCAACACAUGGAUUAUUGGUCUUUGCUGGAUCAAAGGACCAAGAUGUCAUACUGUCUGUUAGAAUAAACUGUAUUAUACCACUACAUUGUGUAUCUCAACAUAGAUAGAAAUGUAAAAAUAAUUACAACCAAAGAGAGUAAGAGAUCUUCUGAACUGCAAUGUGUGAGAUUUCAUGAGAUUGUGUGGAGAAAUGAAUGUAUCGUUCUGCAUUUCGCAAAUGGUUAACUGGGAAACAGGGACAGUAUUUCAUACCCCAUACUAGCCCUCACUAACAGACAAGACGCAACACCGAUGUUGCGAGUCAAUACUCUUCACUCCAAUCAUCACCCAGCAAGGUCAUGCCUGCCCAUGACAAAGGCCAUUUGGACAGGAACAGAGAACACUAAACUAAACAAUUUAAGCACUCUUUUAACACUCUACCAAUUUUGCAAUAAGAUUGGGUCUACAUGUAGCAUUUGUAAGGAACUGUAUUUGACAUCAUUUAUCUACAAUUUGAAUAUAUGUAUAAAUAUCCUACAUUUAAAAAUAAUGUGUACAGUUUAAUUAUUGAAUGGUUUGAUGUUUUAAUUGGAGAUCCUGUAUUUAACAUUGUAUUUUUGUAUCUUCAGAGAAUGUGUGUAGCAUAUAUCAAUUUGUAUCAUACUUUUGUUCAACAAUGCAAUAAACAGUCCACAAUAAACUACAA
This is a messenger RNA of Gadus morhua (Atlantic cod), 2695 nucleotides long. RefSeq names its product sphingosine-1-phosphate receptor 5b (gene s1pr5b). Gene Ontology annotation, cellular component: membrane. NCBI's taxonomy places the organism in Eukaryota, Metazoa, Chordata, Actinopteri, Gadiformes, Gadidae. Gene Ontology annotation, biological process: G protein-coupled receptor signaling pathway. The record is from RefSeq and is a predicted model, not a curated record. The transcript is spliced from 2 exons. The coding region runs from base 303 to 1535 and encodes 410 amino acids. Gene Ontology annotation, molecular function: sphingosine-1-phosphate receptor activity.